Messenger RNA from Corylus avellana, 1086 nucleotides. NCBI's taxonomy places the organism in Eukaryota, Viridiplantae, Streptophyta, Magnoliopsida, Fagales, Betulaceae. The record is from RefSeq and is a predicted model, not a curated record.
GCAGCCGGUGUGUUUGCUCUCGUCACGUUCAAUAUAAAGGCAGUAGUUGAGAAGCGGAGAGAAGAACCUAGAACCAGAGCUCAAGGUAGUGAGUGUACUGUGUACGUGGCAACAACACUCAUCGGACGACCAUGCCGUUCAGGAAUAUUGCCGUCGGAAGGACGGAGGAGGUGACCCACCCGGACAACCUGAAGGCGGCGUUGGCGGAGUUCAUAUCGACGCUCAUAUUCGUGUUUGCCGGGCAGGGCUCCGGCAUGGCCUUCAACAAGCUCACCGACGACGGCUCCACCACCCCGGCCGGGCUAGUGGCGGCUGCCCUGGCCCACGCUUUCGGCCUUUUCGUCGCCGUCUCCGUCAGCGCCAACAUCUCCGGCGGCCAGGUCAACCCAGCUGUCACCUUCGGCGCCUUCGUCGGCGGUAACAUCACCCUCCUCCGUGGCAUCCUCUACUGGAUCGCCCAGCUCCUUGGAUCCACCGUCGCUUGCUUGCUUCUCAAGUUCGCCACCAACGGCAUGACCACCAGUGCUUUCUCUCUGUCCUCGGGAGUGGGCGUCUGGAACGCCUUCGUUUUGGAGAUCGUGAUGACUUUCGGUUUAGUUUACACAGUCUACGCGACGGCCAUAGAUCCAAAGAAGAGUAAUGUGGGAAUUAUAGCCCCCAUCGCCAUCGGUUUCAUCGUCGGCGCUAACAUUUUGGCCGGUGGCGCAUUCGACGGUGCUUCAAUGAACCCUGCAGUGUCGUUUGGCCCCGCCCUGGUGAGCUGGAACUGGAAGAACCACUGGGUCUACUGGGCCGGACCUCUGAUCGGCGGCGGGAUCGCCGGUGCUGUGUACGAGUUCGUCUUCAUCAGCCGCACUCACGAGCAGCUGCCCUCCACAGACUACUGAGCUAGUCAAUUAUUGGGAUUGCGUUUAAAUGAACAGUGGCACGGCUUUUCUCUGGUGUAUUUACUUGUUUCGAGGGUUGUUAUUGUGUUUAAUUUAAUUGGUCACCGUUGAUCUUUUCACCAUCUUGAUCAUCUCGCCACUGUUGUUUCUCACUGAAAAGUUGUCAUUGUAAUUCUCAACUCGGGUUGUGGUUGUGUCA